CAUUUUGGUAACUCAUUCAUCACAGGGUCCAAUACUGUCCUUUUUUAACAUUUUGGUAACUCAUUCAACAUUUGGUAACUCAUUCAUCACUCAUUGCAUUACUCGACUUUAAAAAAGAAAUGCUGCGCUAACGUAACUGCGCUGGGAGCCCCGACACCACGUGAAAUUCUGCAUUAGCAUCCAGGAUAACUUAGGUCCAUGCAGCUGCAUUCGAAGACCUUGAACAAGCCGGGUGAGAGGGGCUAGGGCCAAGGUCAUUACACCGCUUUCCGAGGUCCAUCAGAGGGAACGUCAGCGAGUGAGGUGGCAUCAGGGCUAGAAGUCCAGGCUUCUGGCCCCUUUUUUGGGAAUGAGGUCUUGAAGGCCCAGGUUAGACAGAGUGCCGGGGGGACUACCCCCAUUCACCCCACCUGCCAUGAGAACGGCACUGCCCAGGCUGGACGGGAGGGGGAUGGGCAAGGACUCGGUGCCGGGACCUCUGCUCUGCUGCCCUUGGUCAACGCCUUCUCCCCCCACACCGGCCUACAGGAGGAUGGUAUUCUGGGGCAGCUCAGCUACAGCACGGAGGACCUCAGCAUGGACUUGGGGGCCCUGCAGGGCAGCAAGUAUCUCCAGGACCUGGGCCUUGGGGCCUUUUCCGACAGCCAGCCUGGGGGAGCCGGCGACAGCGGCGCCCCCAGCGAAGAGGCCGGAGGAGAAUCGACCUUCUGCAGCUCAGCAGAGACCCAGGGCCUGCCUCGGAGACGCAGCUGGGAGAGGUCGCGGAGCUGCUCUGGGAGCUGGCAGAGCAGGCUCAGCCUCGAGGCCUCGGCUGUGAAGGAGGGGCCCUGUCUCCCUCGGACACUGGCCAGCCUUGCUCUGAACCUACCCGGAGAGGAUCUGCAGGCCUGGACCCAGGAGUGUCUGUCUGGGGGUGGGACCCCAGCAGAGCACCCAGGGAAGGAAUGUGACAGCCCUGAGAAAAGAGUAAGGUCACGGUCCGUUCCCGUGUCCUUCGAUGAGAUCAGCUCCCUGGAAAUCUCUCCCACUUUGGAGGUGCCCACUCCAGCUGUUCAAGGCAUGGAGCCCCCAGUGCUGGAGUGCAUGGAAAAGGACCACGUGGAGCCAGACCAUGUGCUGAUUGUCCAGCAGGCGCUUCAAGAACUUCGGCAGUGCCAUGGGGCUCAGCAGAGGUCUCGCUUGUCAACCAGCCCCGGAGGAGCCCACGCAAACCUCACCUGGUUUGAGUUCCUGUCUGAGUAAGUCUGCAGAGCCUACCACAGGGGGGACCUUUGGGCUGGGGCCUGCACUGGAUCUGUACAUGCUUUCCAGUGGCCCUCUGUGCAGGACCCUAAGCGGGGGGCAGGAGGUGGAGCCCCCAUACUCUCCCUGGACCUGCCAAGGCAACGGUGGUGGUGGGGCCUGGGGAGGCUCCUCAUUCACCCUGGGAGGGCAGAGGAAGACUUCCUGGAGGAGGUGACAGCUUGAGCUGGUCUCCAAUGGAAGAGUAGGAGUUCACCAAC
This is a messenger RNA of Mirounga angustirostris (Northern elephant seal), 1502 nucleotides long. RefSeq names its product rho guanine nucleotide exchange factor 18-like. The record is from RefSeq and is a predicted model, not a curated record. The coding region runs from base 577 to 1242 and encodes 221 amino acids. The transcript has 6 exons. NCBI's taxonomy places the organism in Eukaryota, Metazoa, Chordata, Mammalia, Carnivora, Phocidae.